AUGGCUUCCAGACGGCAGCACCAGGGACUGACCGAGGAGACAAUUUGUCCCAUUUGUCUGGAUUUCUUCACCGACCCGGUUACACUGGAGUGUGGACACAACUUCUGCCGCUCCUGUAUCACCCAGAGUUGGGAAAAGGAGAUAAACUCCUGCCCGGACUGUAGAGAGGAAUUUCCGAAAGAAAUCUCGGUAAAUCGGGCCUUAGCGAAUCUGGCCGAGGAGGUUCGAAAAUUAAAGUUGGAUCCGAAAGAGAAGGAAAGUAAACUUCACUGUGAGAUACAUCAGGAAGAUCUGAAGCUGUUUUGUGAAACUGACAAGAAAGUGAUCUGUGAGACUGCGAAACACAGAGACCACCGCUUCAUCCCAAGUAAAGAAGCUGUUGAAAUCUAUAAGGUAAAGGGACUGAAAUCUUCCUUAGAUUCUCUCACAGAGAAGAAAUCGGCGGUUCUACAAACGGAACUGAACCAGAAACGGAAGAUUUCCGAAGUGAGGGAACAGGCGAGCAGUCUGCAGAUCCAUAUCACAUCCGAGUUCACUAAAAUGCACCAGAUUCUAACUGAGAAAGAGUAGCGCUUACUCACAGAUCUCAGGGAAGAAAAGAAGAGGAUUCUAGAGCCAAUGGAGAAAAACCUUCGAAAGAUUCAGGAGAAAUUAAAUUCUAUUGAGGGGAAACUGUCAACAAUACAGAAACAGAUGGAGCAAACAGACGAGCUGAUAUUUCUGAAGGAGAAAGCUUGUCGGAAGAGAAGGAUUGGUGAUGAAGGUCAUGAACUUUCAGCUGCUCAUGCCUCUCUGUCUCUCGGACAGUUCGUUGGCCCGUUACAGUACACAGUCUGGAAAGAAAUUAUACACACCAUUCACCCAGCCGCCCAUCCUGUGGGUGAGCGAGAUGGAGAGAACGUGACGGCCCAGCAGCAAACCACGUACCAGCCGGACACUCAGGGGUUUCUCACGGUAAGCAGCUUCAUUGAGAUCCCAGAAGACUCCACCAAUAAGUACACUUGUGUCAUUAACAAUGUGAUCCUGAAGGAGAAACAAAAGGCUCACAUCCAGAUUACAGGCAGAUUCACUGUGACUGUUUCUCAGCCUGUGCCCGGGCUUGGGGGAGCUGUUUCUCAGCCUGUGCCCGGACUCGGGGGAGCUGCUUCUCAGCCUGUGCCCGGGCUGGGGGAUGAACACAGCAGGCCAAGCAGCAUCAUAGGAGCAGAGAGGCUGACGUUUCGGGCCGAGACCCUUCAUCAGAAAAGGCUGAACACAGCAGGCCAAGAGGCAGUUUGUCCCAUUUGUCUGAAUUUCUUCACCGGCCCGGUUUCACUGGAGUGUGGACACAACUUCUGCUGCUCUUGUAUCACCCAGAGUUGGGAAAAGAAGGAAAUAAACUCUUGCCCGGAAUGUAGAGAGGAGUUUCCGGAAAGAAAUCGCAGGGUAAAUCGGGCCUUAGCGAAUCUGGCCGAGGAGGCUCGAAAAUUAAAGCUGGAUCUGAAAGGGAAGGAAAGUAAACGUCACUGUGAGAUACAGCAGGAAGAUCUGAAGCUGUUUUGUGAAACUGACGAGAAAUUGAUCUGUGUGAUUUGCGUCACCGAGGAACGCAGAGAGUACCGCUUCAUCCCGAUUAAAGGAGCUGUUAAAAUCUACAAGGAUCAGCUGAAAUCUUCCUUAGAUUCUCUCACAGCGAAGAAAUCCGGGGUUCUACAAACGGAACUGAACCAGAAACAGAGUAUCUCCGAAGUGAGGCUUUCCCAGUUUUGACACAGCUCUGGAGAUGUUGGUGAGCAGCACUUUGAGCAACCGUCUGGAAAGUUUCUGUCAUCCUCUAGAUAGCUUAUUCGUCCCCCUUUGUUGAUUUUUCCAGAACUGUUUCAUAGAACUUGCAGGGGUAAGUAUCAGAGACAGCAAGAACUACAGAUGCUGGAGUCAGAGUCAAUACAAUGCGGAGCUGGAGGGAUACAGCAGGUCAGGCAGCAUCAGAGGAGCAGAAGAGUCGACGUUUCGGGUCAGGAGCCGUCUAUAGGACUGGUAGCAAUCACAUUCCUGGAGGUGUGAUGUAUUGUAUCGACCACACCAGCCCAGGACAGCAAAUUUCCUCUUGGAUUGAACCGUGCGGGUUUUGUGACCAUCUUUUUAUUGGAGACUAAGAUUGAAAUUUUCGUGCUUCUUGUUUUAAAUGUGUUUACUUAAUUGAAUUUAAAUUCAUCCUCAGUGGAUUAAUCAGCGCCCGGAUUAUUGUCCAGAAUAUUUCCAUGCUCUGAGCACAACAUUCCCGUCCCAGAGGAAGCGUACUCCUUGCAGUGUUCCUAUGAAGUCCCAGUGUGAGGCAGGUCUAUCUUUCCUCAGAUAAAGAGACGAGAGACACAUGGGACGCCAGCUGCGGUUUCAGUCAGGAUCUAUACAAUUGCUGUCAAAGUUGUUUGCCUUCAAUACUUCUGCUAUAGAAACGCCGAAAUUAACAGUGAACUCGGUGCACCGAGUAUGAUAUCGGAAUAAACUUCAGCUGGAGUUCUGAGGAAGGGUCAUUCUCCCCUAAAACAUUGUGGGAUCGUGUUUCAAGUAACGACCGAG
This is a messenger RNA of Rhincodon typus (whale shark), 2559 nucleotides long. RefSeq names its product tripartite motif-containing protein 75-like. NCBI's taxonomy places the organism in Eukaryota, Metazoa, Chordata, Chondrichthyes, Orectolobiformes, Rhincodontidae. The record is from RefSeq and is a predicted model, not a curated record. Gene Ontology annotation, molecular function: zinc ion binding.